Messenger RNA from Homalodisca vitripennis (glassy-winged sharpshooter), 684 nucleotides. RefSeq names its product ATP-dependent DNA helicase PIF1-like. The coding region runs from base 1 to 684 and encodes 227 amino acids. NCBI's taxonomy places the organism in Eukaryota, Metazoa, Arthropoda, Insecta, Hemiptera, Cicadellidae. The record is from RefSeq and is a predicted model, not a curated record. The transcript has a single exon.
AUGUGUUUUCCUCCUGGUGUUCUGCGAGAUCCUGAUCUUUGUGCGAGACGGGCAAUACUCUCAACUCUGAAUGUAAACGUCAAGGAGAUCAACGGUCGCAUCCUAGACCUCAUGGACGGGCGCAUUCAUGAGUUGAGAAGCGCGGACACCGUGGACAGAGAAGACGACGACGGGCUGGAUGUGGACGUAAAUCUCCUCAACCAGGCCACUGGCAAAGGAGUGCCAGAUCACGUCCUGCGUCUCAAGGUCGGCUCCGUAUGCUUAAUCAUGAGAAACUUAAAUAUCGGUGAUGGACUCGUGAACGGCACCAAAGUCAUUGUGACGGCGAUCAGCAGCCGACUGAUCACCGUCAGACUUAUCGGCAACACGCAACCUAUCGGAAUUCCCCGGAUUACGUUCAGGUUCGCGUUUGCCGAAGGAUCGCCGCUCCGGGUUUGUCGCCGUCAGUUCCCCCUCAUGUUGGCGUACUGCAUGACUGGUCACAAGAGCCAAGGCCAGACAAUUGAGUACGUCGGAGUCGACCUGAGAACGGACUGCUUCACUCAUGGCCAGCUCUACGUCCUGUUGAGCAGAGUGAGACGUCCAGACGACAUCGUCGUUCUUGUACCAGACGACAGAAUAGUAGAAGGAGUCGCCUAUGCAAAGAAUAUUGUAUAUGACGAGCUCCUUCUAAACACUGAUUAA